AUGGUGCAGCCAUGGAGCCCUGAACCCGGAAUGUCGGCAAGCAGAGAAACGCUUGCCCUGGAGAGUUUGUUCCCCCACUCGGUGAGUUUUGAUCACUUUGAGCCUGAAAUGUACGAGAAUUUUGGGGAAGACACGGAUACCUUGGUGAGUUCCGAUGGGGCUCUGGCCAGAUUUGGAGAGCACAUUCCCUUGGUCUCCAGUGGCAUACAGCUUUUACAUGAGUUGGCAGGCAACCAAGAAGCCUUGGAAAGGGCGAGAAAGUCUGAUCCCUUGGGACGAGAUGGCAUCCUAGUGCAUUCUUUGGAGUAUGUGCCAGUGAUCAAUUCCAUCAUGCAAACAGUGCACCAAGCUGGAGAGGAUGAUGAAUCUUUGCAGCGUGCACGAGAACGAGAUCCCAUUGGAAGGCAUGGUUAUGUGACAAAAGCAUUGGAGCACAUCCCAUUGGUCAGUGAUGGAAUCGUGGCCAUUCACCGCCAUUCGGGUGAUGAUGUGGCAGCAGAACGUGCCCGAGGCUACAGUUUGCAAAAACUCUUUGGCCCAGACGGAGCUGUUACACGCGUCGCGGAGCUGGUUCCUGGCUUGAAUUUCUUACCUGCUGGUUUUCAUUGGAUGAAUGGUGACAGAGCCCUGGCCAAAGCACCCGAUGUGAGAUUCCAAUCCAUUGAUGCCAAGCUCUCCAAUGCCUUGAGGAAAGUCAUUGACAAUGCUGGGGACAAGUCCAUGCAAGUGAAGUAUGACAUGUCCAUGAAGAACCAAAUGUAUGGGAGGAGUGGGGACUUCAUCAAGGGACGAGAACUAUUCGCAAUGGUAUUGAUUAGCUUCAAGUCACCUGACCAUACUGAAGUUCUCUACAACGCCCAUCAUUUAUACAUGUUCAACUACUAUGGAGAUGACCAACUUGAGGCCUUCUACAACAAGUGGCUUGAUAUCAUAUACAACAUGAAACAUGAUGAUCUGCCUUCUGCAAAUUCCCUGCGUGACACAUUGUUCCGGAAGAUUGAACAUUCAAAACUUAUGUCUUUUGAUAUCAGCCGAUACCGUACCUAUGAUGAAGGGCAUCCUGAAAAGACUUAUGCAUCCCUGACCGGUAUGAUCAAAGGAUACAUAGCACGAGGAAAGCAAGAACGACUGUUGAAAGAUAGAGAACGUGCAGUGAAACUGUCAUUGUCCUCUAACAAGACAACACCUGCUCUGGAAGAUGCGGACAAGCCUGCUGCUCCCAUCAAGACCAAGAAGGAGAAUGAAGCAGCUGCAUCGUCUACAGGUGAUCCUCCCAAGCGACCUAAAGCAAAGGCGAAGAGUGAAGCUGCAUCAGUACUCCCAACACCUUCUCCGAAAUCCCAUGCCGACAAGAACAACAAGAAAGGCAAAGGUGGGAAGGGGAGAUCAUCUUCACCCGUUGACAAGAAGAAGAUUUUCUGCAAUUACUUCUUCAAUAAGGGAGGAUGCAACAAAGGUGACAAGUCCAUGUACAGGAGGUUCACCAUGGAACCGAAUCAACCGAUGGGUAAGCGAAGCAACGACACAACUCAUCGAAGCAAAGAAGCAGAUCUUCUGGGCGAUGUGGGAAGUGUUCGCAUCAGUGCUAAGUGA
This is a messenger RNA of Cladocopium goreaui, 1593 nucleotides long. The record is from the annotation of a GenBank genome assembly. NCBI's taxonomy places the organism in Eukaryota, Dinophyceae, Suessiales, Symbiodiniaceae.